AUGAUCGACAUUGGUAAGAUGAUUCUACAGAAAGUCCUUUACUACCAUAGGAGCCCUAAAGCUUUUUCAUUUGACACACUCGCUUUUGCAAGCAUUGCAACACAUUCAGGAUUCACACUCAACUUGGAAAACGUUUCCCUGGUAUUAGCACAAUUCAGUGAAGCCACUUGCUCUCUGGUUUGCCAGACUGACCCUACCUCACAGCUGCAGGUUGUCACACAGCAGCAACAUGAGGUGGAUUUCAGCUGCAGGGGAACGUACUGCUCACACUUUAUCGAGAACUCUCCCAAAGCAGCUUAUUUAUCCUGA
Pipistrellus nathusii (Nathusius's pipistrelle) is the source of this 309-nucleotide messenger RNA. Lineage: Eukaryota; Metazoa; Chordata; Mammalia; Chiroptera; Vespertilionidae. The record is from the annotation of a GenBank genome assembly.